Electrophorus electricus (electric eel) is the source of this 609-nucleotide messenger RNA. It is a transcript of the gene lin28ab, whose product is annotated as lin-28 homolog Ab. The record is from RefSeq and is a predicted model, not a curated record. NCBI's taxonomy places the organism in Eukaryota, Metazoa, Chordata, Actinopteri, Gymnotiformes, Gymnotidae. Gene Ontology annotation, biological process: pre-miRNA processing. Gene Ontology annotation, cellular component: nucleus; cytoplasm. Gene Ontology annotation, molecular function: zinc ion binding; mRNA binding.
GGCGAAAUGGGAUCAGUGUAUGAUGAGUAUUAUACAGGGGGAUGUGUAAAGACUGAAGAGGAGGAAGCGCCGAGCUCUGAGGAAGAGACCGGUUUCUUUUACGGUACCGGGGUUUGCAAAUGGUUUAACGUGCGGAUGGGGUUUGGAUUUCUGUCCAUGACUAACAGAGAAGGUACUCCUUUGGAGUCGUCCGUUGAUGUCUUCGUCCAUCAGAGCAAGCUCCACAUGGACGGCUUUCGUAGUCUCAAAGAGGGUGAGCCAGUGGAGUUCACCUUCAAGAAGUCCUCCAAGGGCCUGGAGUCGCUUCGGGUGACGGGGCCUGGCGGGGCACCAUGCGUGGGCAGCGAGAAGAGACCCAAAGGCACGCAGAAGCGACGUUCUAAAGGGGACCGGUGCUAUAACUGUGGCGGCCCAGACCAUCAUGCCAAAGAAUGCCAGCUACCCCCUCAGCCAAAGAAGUGCCAUUUCUGCCAAAGCAUGUCUCAUAUGGUAGCCAACUGUCCAAUCAAAGCACAGCAGUCUUCACCAGGGUCUCAGGGAAAGCCCACGUCGACAUCAGGCGACGAAGAAAUGAGCCACACCCCCUUCCCUCCCGAGAGCUCUGAUUGA